Dicentrarchus labrax (European seabass) is the source of this 2895-nucleotide messenger RNA. RefSeq names its product STIP1 homology and U-Box containing protein 1 (gene stub1). Bases 243 to 1097 code for a protein of 284 amino acids. Lineage: Eukaryota; Metazoa; Chordata; Actinopteri; Moronidae. The transcript is spliced from 8 exons. Gene Ontology annotation, cellular component: cytoplasm; Z disc. Gene Ontology annotation, biological process: protein quality control for misfolded or incompletely synthesized proteins; cellular response to misfolded protein; proteasome-mediated ubiquitin-dependent protein catabolic process. Gene Ontology annotation, molecular function: protein-folding chaperone binding; ubiquitin protein ligase activity. The record is from RefSeq and is a predicted model, not a curated record.
UCGACGUCGCCUAAGCGCUUGACGUCAGCAUAACAACAACCUGUCAUGACAGCUCGUAUGGGGGAAAAAAAUAUCGAUUAAGAUUUGAUAUCAAAUCAUAUAAACGCUGUUUCACCGGAUGUAUCAUUCCUUCUCUACGGAGGGACAGGGACAUUUUUGAACCUGUCAGUUCGCCAGCCGAAGAGACGGGGAACAGGAUAGGGAAGCAGGGCGAGGCGGGCCCCGCGGAGCCGGUGGAGAAGAUGGCCGGCAGCCCGGAGAAGAGUUCCACCGCGCAGGAGCUGAAGGAGCAGGGGAACCGACUGUUCCUCUGUCGCAAGUACCAGGAGGCUGCUACAUGCUACAGUAAAGCUAUUAACCGUAAUCCAUCAGUGGCAGUGUACUACACCAACAGGGCUCUCUGCCAUGUGAAGCUGCAGCAGCAUGACAAGGCUCUGGCAGACUGUAAGCAUGCACUGGAGCUGGACAGCCAGUCAGUCAAGGCCCACUUCUUCCUAGGCCAGUGUCACCUGGAGCUGGAGAACUACGAUGAGGCCAUCGGCAACCUGCAGAAAGCUUAUAACCUGGCAAAAGAACAGAGGCUGAACUUUGGAGAUGACAUCCCCAGCGCUUUGCGCAUUGCCAAGAAGAAACGUUGGAACAGCAUUGAGGAGAAGCGCAUUAACCAGGAAAACGAGUUACAUGCCUAUCUGACCAAACUCAUACUGGCUGAGAAAGAAAGAGAACUAGAAGAAUAUAAAGAGAAACAGGACGACAAUCAAAAUGGGGGUGAUGCUGCCAAAAUUGCAUCAAAACAUGACAAGUAUCUAAUGGACAUGGAUGAGCUCUUCUCUCAAGUGGACGAGAAAAGAAAAAAGCGGGAGAUCCCAGAUUACCUGUGUGGGAAGAUCAGUUUUGAGCUGAUGAGGGAGCCCUGCAUCACACCCAGUGGAAUCACCUAUGAUCGCAAGGACAUUGAAGAGCACCUACAGCGAGUGGGUCAUUUUGACCCGGUCACCAGGAGUCCCCUGACCCAGGACCAGCUGAUCCCAAACCUGGCCAUGAAGGAAGUGAUCGAUGCCUUUAUCCAGGAGAACGGCUGGGUGGAGGACUAUUGAACCGACCCCCACCUCCCAUCUCUCCAUCAUACCCCGAUACUCAACACAAAGCCUGGACAACACAAGACUAUAGAGAACAGAUCACCCCUUGCCUGGAAAAGUACUUUGAAACAAGCAGGAAAAGCCACACGAUGGACUACCAAAUGGGAGCCAUGUAUCUCGGUCUGCCUCUUCUUCCCCACAUUUUAUCUUUGCUGUAGAACUGCUCCGAACUUCUGAGGCUCGGUGUUCAUGGCCUGCUGCUCCCUUUAAACCCCCCCUUUAUUCUACUCUUUCUCUCCUCCUUUCUCUUCCUUUCUGUCAUGCUGUUUCUAGUCUUUCAAGCCUGACUCCUUUCUUUCCUCAAAAUAAGGGGCCACAUUCUCAGGUCUCUCUUGCACCCUCUCUAUCCCUUUCUCUUUCUCUGAGUGCCACAAUCCUUGGGAAGCAUCAGCAUUGCACUCCAGUGUUUCACAUAAAAACCACAAAUAUAUAAAAAAAAAAUUACACACGGUGGUAGAAUUCAUUAAAACAUUGGCCUUUCAUUUGGCAUUUACUCCAGUAUUUCUUAGUCAUUUUUUCAUUAAACAUUGGAGCAUUUGCCCACUUCUUAAUGUACAUUUACUGAAGUGGUACCUAAAAUGCCAAAAACUUGUUCUCAACGAGGGUGACCAGUUUGUAUGCAAAAUUUUACAUGAUGAUAAUUGAAAAAUAGUCAUAGGGAACUAAAUAAAUGUAUAUCCAAUCGUACUUGCCCAUGUCACCAUACUGUAUGAGUAGAUUCUUAGAUUUUCUUUUUUCUUUCAAUUUUUUUUGCAUAUCAAUCACACCCCAUUACAGACAAUUUAAAUAAGUUGAAUGUAUGCAUAAUGUACUCUUUAUGUUUAGGCUUGACCUACAGUAAUUCAAAAUGUUUUUUAUUAGGACAAUACAAGGCUUUCAUGAAAAGCAGCCUUGAACUGGAUACAAAAAAUUAAUGGAAACAGCCGCUGCAUAUUUAAAAAAAAAAAAGAAAAAAAAAAGUUUUCACAUUGCUGGAUAUUAAUUGAAAAUGUUGAAAUGUUUGAAUUUUAUAGAUGACAUCAGCUGUUAAGGGUUGAUGUUAAAAACCUGCUUUGAAGAAUGGUCCGUGCUGUCCGUGUCGAUCAUAGAAACAAAAAUGUGCUUGGACAUUGUCUUUGGCUCGUGCUGUUUGCCUGGAAUGACCGUGGACGCUCACACCAAGCUUGAAGUGAUUCUCUUUUCCUUUGCAAAGGGCAAGAAGAUGGUUGUCUUUUUUUUUUUUCCACACCAUUAUGCUGUUAAUUUCUUGCGCCUUCUCCUCACAGUCGUGAAGAAAACGGUUGCAACAGCUUAUGUAAACCAAUCAUCAGUGUGAAACUAACUUAAGGUUUAAGCUGUGUCUUGUUACAGGGAUUUGAGGUUCACUAGCAUCACUGUACCAACCUCCUCCUCUGUGUUAGAAAUGCUGGAAGAGUUACGACCAUCUUAUCUCAUCCAUACCUCAGUCUGAGUUUUUGCGUGCUGGUUCACUGGUAUUCUCUGUAAAACACCUUUUCAGUUCAGCGCUAUUAGUUUACAAGUUUUUUCCAGCUGAAUGUGUGUCGGUGAUGAAUUAGGCCUGACGGUGGUUUGUGUUGGGGUGCAGGCAGUGUAAAUAAUUUGCUUGUGUAUCUCAGAUUUUAUUUCUUGACAAAAUUAGGGUUCUUUUUCUCUUGAGAAAUCCUAGAGCUUGAGAAACUGUAUUAAAUGUAGAUAUGUUGAUAACAUAAAUGCUUGGUUCAGUUUUCAUUUGUCCCCAUUAAAUCGUGAACUUUGA